This is a messenger RNA of Brienomyrus brachyistius, 3541 nucleotides long. RefSeq names its product DNA topoisomerase 1-like. The transcript has 21 exons. Gene Ontology annotation, cellular component: chromosome; nucleolus. Gene Ontology annotation, molecular function: DNA topoisomerase type I (single strand cut, ATP-independent) activity; DNA binding. Gene Ontology annotation, biological process: chromosome segregation; DNA replication; DNA topological change. NCBI's taxonomy places the organism in Eukaryota, Metazoa, Chordata, Actinopteri, Osteoglossiformes, Mormyridae. The record is from RefSeq and is a predicted model, not a curated record. The coding region runs from base 118 to 2406 and encodes 762 amino acids.
GACUUGGUCUGUUACACAACUGCUUAUUUCUCCAUUCUGCCCACCUCUUCUUGCCGGCAUUUGCUCCUAUAUAUUUUAAUAUCUUAUUUAAAAAAUAAAAUAAUACACGGCGACAGAAUGGGUGGAGAUCAUGGACAUAAGGACUCCCAGAUCGAUGCCGGAUCUCGAAUUGGUGACUCCCACAAACACAAAGAGAAGCAUCGGGACAAGGAACACAAGCACAAGGACCACAAGAAGGACAAGGAGCGGGAGCGGGAGCGGGUGAAGCCCCGAUACGCUGACGGCAAACACGAGGAUUUUGCAGAGAGGAAGCAUCGAGACAAAGACAAAGCGAAACACAAAGACCGCAGCGUAGAAAGACACAAGCACAAGGACAAGGAGAAGAGGAGAGAGGACAAGAACAAAACUCUGGGCUUUGACGAAAAACCAAGGAAAGAGCAGGAAAAUGGAUUUGCUAGCCCCCCACGGGUCAAAGUGGAACCCGACUGCGACGGAUUCUACCAGUCUCCCAGACACGAGAAGUCGCUGAAGAGGGAAUUUGAAGACGAUGACAUUGAAUUCAAGCCCAAAAAGAUCAAGAUUGAGAACGAGAAGAAGGUAAAGAAGCGGAAGAUGGAGGACGAGGAGGACGUCAAACCCAAAAAGAAAACAAAGGACAAGAGGGUGGAUAAUGGAGAGACCAAAAAGAAGGGGAAGAAGGAGCCGGAGGAGAAGUGGAAGUGGUGGGAAGAGGAGCGAUACACUGAUGGCUCAAAGUGGAAAUUUUUGGAACACAAAGGCCCCGUUUUUGCCCCGCCUUACGAGCCCCUCCCUGAGAACAUCAAGUUUUAUUACGAUGGAAGGCACAUGAGGCUCAGCCCCCUGGCUGAGGAAGUGGCCACCUUCUUCGCUAAGAUGCUCGACCACGAAUAUACCACCAAGGAAAUCUUUCGCAAGAACUUCUUCAAGGACUGGAGAAAGGAAAUGACGUCAGAGGAGAAGUCGAGAAUCACAGACUUGAACAAGUGCGAUUUCACUGAGAUGCAUGAGUACUUCAAGGCCCAGACAGAGGCAAGGAAGCAGAUGACCAAGGAGGAGAAGCAGAAAAUCAAAGAGGAGAAUGAGCGGAUCCUACAGGAAUUCGGCUUCUGUGUGAUGGACAAUCACAAGGAGCGGAUCGGCAACUUCCGCAUCGAGCCGCCGGGCCUGUUCCGCGGCCGUGGCGACCACCCCAAGAUGGGCAUGCUGAAGAGGCGGAUCCGGCCAGAGGACAUCAUCAUCAACUGCAGCAAGGACUCCAAGCACCCAAAGGCACCUCCUGGGACGAAAUGGAAGGAGAUCCGGCAUGACAACAAGGUGACUUGGCUGGCGUCCUGGACUGAGAACAUCCAAGGGUCCAUCAAGUACAUCAUGCUGAACCCCAGCUCCAGGAUUAAGGGAGAGAAGGACUGGCAGAAGUACGAGACCGCCCGGCGACUGAAGAAGUGCGUGGACCGCAUCCGGUCCCAGUACCGGGACGACUGGAAGUCAAAGGAGAUGCGGAUCCGGCAGAGGGCCGUGGCACUCUACUUCAUCGACAAGCUGGCACUAAGAGCAGGCAAUGAGAAGGAGGAGGGAGAGACGGCCGACACGGUGGGCUGCUGUUCUCUACGGGUGGAGCACAUCAAGCUGUACCCUGAGCUGGAUGGCCAGGAGUUUGUAGUGGAGUUUGACUUCCUGGGAAAGGACUCCAUCCGCUACUACAACAAAAUCCCUGUGGAGAAAAGGGUCUUCAAGAAUUUACAGCUGUUCCUGGAAAACAAACAGCCUGAAGAUGACCUCUUCGACCGCCUCAAUACCUCAAUUUUGAACAAGCACCUUCAGGAGCUCAUGGACGGUCUGACGGCAAAGGUGUUUCGAACCUACAACGCCUCCAUCACCCUGCAGCAGCAAGUCAAGGAACUCACUUGCCCUGAGGAUAACAUACCCGCCAAGAUCCUGUCCUACAACCGGGCCAACCGUGCCGUGGCCAUCCUGUGCAACCACCAGAGGGCUCCACCUAAGACCUUCGAGAAGUCCAUGCAGAACUUGCAAACUAAGAUAGACGCAAAGAAAGACCAGCUAGCUGAUGCCAGGAGGGAGCUGAAGAGUGCCAAGGCAGACGCCAAAGUACGGAGAGACGAGAAGUCCAAAAAAGCCGUAGAGGCCAAGAAGAAGGCUGUACAAAGAAUAGAGGAGCAACUGAUGAAGCUGGAAGUGCAGGCCACAGACCGUGAGGAGAAUAAGCAGAUCGCCCUGGGCACCUCCAAACUCAACUACCUGGACCCCCGCAUCUCAGUAGCCUGGUGCAAGAAGUGGAACAUUCCUGUCGAGAAGAUCUACAACAAAACCCAGCGUGAGAAGUUUGCCUGGGCCAUUGACAUGGCCGAUGAGGACUUUGAGUUUUAACCGGCUUCGGCUGUAACUUUUUAAGCGUCCGGCUCCUUGAAUAUCGGCUUUUUUUUUUUUUUAGGGUUAGGGAUUUUUGUUAUAUGCCCGACUUGACCAGGAUUUGGAGGAAGACAAAGGGGCGUGGCUAAAAAUGAGAUUGAAGGAGCUGAAAUGUGUGUGUGUGUGUGUGUGUGUGUGUGUGUGUGUGUGUGAGUGAGAUGUAUGAAGUGUGGAGCAUCAUGUUUAUGAAGCAAUGGGUUUCCACUGUUUCUUUUUAAAUCUGAAGUGGGGGGCGAGAUGAGGAAGUAGUCCCAAACCGUUUGUGAGCAUUUUAUCAGAAUUUGGUUAUAUACAGUGGCUUGGUGUCUAACCUGCACCGCUCUGACGCUCGGAAAGGUUCGUCGAGCGUGUGUAUGCUGUGGUUUGAUGCUACUGUAUUUAGCGAAACCAUGAUUCAUUUUUUUUUUUUUCUUAAAUGUUCUUUUAACCUGUAUUUUAGCCAAGAUUUAUUGGUGAAUUCUAUAUUUUAAUAGGAAAAUGGUUCCUGAAAUGCACCGACGCCUUGUGGAGACGAGAAAGCAAGAAUGAACCGACCGCAAAAAUGUGUGCGUGAUUGUGUGUGAGAGAGGGAGGGAGGAGGUGAGUGGAAUAGAGAGCGAGAGAGGGGUGGAGGGAGAGGUGAGAGUGUGAUGCAUUAAGUGUGGAUUUUAGUUACUCUGAACUGUGGAAUUCAUUCUGCAAUGAAUGGGUGUCAGAAUCGGUAUGAAAAAAAUACUAUUACAACUAUGUUCUUGUAACUAGCACACAGAAUGUGAAUUACAUGUGUUUCUUAUUUUACAGUUUCUAUCAGGGAUUUUUUUUCCUUCAAUACAUAUGUGAAAAGUAUUUUCCUUUCAAGUGCAUCUUCAGAACCUUAUGAAUUCUCUGUCGGCACAAUUCUGCGUUACCAUCCGAUUUCAACUUCCCUUUCAGCUGUUUCCAGGGGAAAGCAAAGUCUGUUACUUUAAGAAAUGCCUAUAUUUUAAUGUUCCAGUGUAGAUUCGUCAUAUUCCCCCCCCCCCCCCUUUCAAAUGGUCAAAUGAAAAGAUAUGUGAGGGAGAUGUUCUUUGCCAAAAAAACAAAAAUUCAAAAAAAAAAAAAAAAAAAUUCAAAA